Uranotaenia lowii is the source of this 855-nucleotide messenger RNA. RefSeq lists its product as uncharacterized. The coding region runs from base 1 to 855 and encodes 284 amino acids. The transcript has a single exon. Lineage: Eukaryota; Metazoa; Arthropoda; Insecta; Diptera; Culicidae. The record is from RefSeq and is a predicted model, not a curated record.
AUGCGUCGGAUAGGAUUAGCUGAUUGGCUUUGCAAAUGGAUCAACUCUUAUCUCGUAGACCGGACUGCUAACGUUCGACUUAACAACGUGAACUUGACGCUUUUUCGAAUCACUUCUGGAGUUCCACAAGGAAGUCAUCUGGCACCUUUGAUCUUCGUUCUUUUUAUCAACGAUCUAUGCGCUAACAUUGAAUCGGAGAAGUUGUUGUACGCCGACGAUCUAAAAAAUUGUCGUAUCAUAGCUUCACUAGUUGACUGCUGUGCUCUCCAAAAAGACAUCGAUUCAAUUCUAACGUGGUGUCAUCAGAAUGGUAUGGCUCCUAAUAUUUCCAAAUGUAGUGUCAGAUCUUUCACUCGUAAACGUCAACCUUUGAACUUCGAGUACAAAAUGUCAUCGACUACCUUAAGCCGCAAUUCCAUCGUAAAGGACCUUUGCAUAAUUUUGGACACCAAGCUCACUUUCACGCAGCCUAUCUCGACUAUAACAGCUAAGGGCUUUGCGGUUAUUGGCUUCAUUCGACGAAACACACAAUUUUUCAACGACUACUACAGCCUAAAAGCAUUUUAUUGUGCUCUUGAACGCAGCAUUGUCGAGUACGGAGUGCAAAUCUGGGCUCCAUACCAGGUCGUACAGGCAAACCGGAUCGAAAGAGUACAACGAUGCUUCUUCAGAUACGCUCUGCGCCAGAUACCAUGGAACGACGCCUUGAACCUCCCGCCGUACGAACUGCUUGUUGGUUCUGAAUCUACCGACGCUGGCAUCAAGGUGCAUUCUCCCACAACUUCUUCGAUAUUCUACCGAAUAAUGUGGACUGUCCAGAAUUGUUGUCGUUACUUCCAUUUAACGCUCCUGUAA